This is a messenger RNA of Heterotrigona itama, 949 nucleotides long. NCBI's taxonomy places the organism in Eukaryota, Metazoa, Arthropoda, Insecta, Hymenoptera, Apidae. The record is from the annotation of a GenBank genome assembly.
AUGUUACCGAACAGACGGAACGAAGAGGAAAGUGUACUGUUCGAGAAAGUAUAAAGUAUACAUCGAUAUAAGAAGAAGAGAAGAAGACAGUAGUAACGUCGGAUGACGAGCAACAUUGACAAUCGCGCGCAUCCAAUCGAUGGCCCACUGCCACUUCGUUUCUGCCUAGAGCCCAUCUUUCUUACUUUCUCUCCACCUCUCUUUUUAAACCCCUUCUUCGACACACCCCAUUCUCCAUUUCGUUCUCUCGUUCUCCGACUCAACGUAGUUUAACACUUCCUUCUCAUCGUUUCUCGGCUUACUUCAUCCAGUUAUUUUCGUAAAAAUAUUCCCCUUUUCCUUUCCAUCACUUCAGAAUUUUUGAAUUUUAAAAUGUAUUGGAUCAUUUUUACAUUCACAUUUGCUUUCAUUUUCUAGGUUUUUUUUUUUUCUUUAUCGAAGAAAACGCGUAAUGGUAACACUUCGUUACAUAUAACUUCGUUGUUAUUUUCUUUCUUUAUUUCUCGAUUAUUUUGCUCGUUGCACAUUUCAUCUCGAAUUUCACAUAUAUUUCUGAGCAUUACAUUUCUUUUUUCUUUUUUUUUUUUUUUUUCUUAUCAGUUUUUCUUCCUUCCCGACAGUUUGUCUUUAUCGUUGCAAGUGUUUCCCUAGCGGCGUGUACGGCAACGGCCGCGUCGGCGUCGGCGUCGGCGUUGGCGUCGGUGCCAGUAUCGGCAUCGGCGCUAUCAUCUCGGUGGUUGGGUUAGUAGACGAACGAAGGCGGUCGAGUGCAUUGGGUAGACCGCAGUGCCGCGUUACGGGUAAGCACUUGAGAAAGUAAACCUGAUCCAAUUCAGCAACGCGAGAGAAAGAUUUCGGAGUAGAUUCCAGUGCGAUAGCAUGAACGCAGGAUGAUCUGCCGAUAUUCAGGGUCAUUGUGGCCGCGUAUCGCUUGAAAAAAAAGGUUGGU